Messenger RNA from Maniola jurtina (meadow brown), 1550 nucleotides. RefSeq names its product nucleolar protein 58-like. Lineage: Eukaryota; Metazoa; Arthropoda; Insecta; Lepidoptera; Nymphalidae. The record is from RefSeq and is a predicted model, not a curated record. The coding region runs from base 136 to 1140 and encodes 334 amino acids. The transcript has 4 exons.
UGAUAAAUGACGCAUAAACUUUCAAGUUAAAAUAAUUGACAGUUCUUUUCGAAGCCAUUUUAUAGCUAUUUCUAUUUUAAUUUAUUGACUUCAUCUUUAUUAAGUACCUAGGUAUGCGUAUUUAUUUUUAACGCUAUGGGUAGCGACAUCGAUAACUUUGGCGAUAGCGCUCGCAAUCGCUCAAAGUACGAUCUGUACGUGAAAAAAUCGAACCACGUAUUCGACGGAGCUGGCGAAAAUGUGCACUAUCACAGCGAUACUGAGUCUCAAGGGUCCAAGAAGAGUAAAACACGGUACAUCAACCCAGCAAUUUGUAUAGAAACAGUUGAAUCUACUCAUUCUGCGACGUCUUUGCAAACUGAUUCUUCUUUCAUCGAUGAAGUCACGCCGCAUCCGCACAGUUCUUACAGGAGUUUUUCCACCCCUUUCCUAACUGGGCGUAUAUCCAGUGCCUCGUCCGGAAGCGUGAAGCGCAAAUCGUGUCGUCUCGCUUGUCAAGAAGCGUGUUGCGAGGAAGCGACGCCGCGCGAUAAUCGCACGUAUCGCGAAGAUGGUUCAGAUACGUUUCGCUUGUCCGUCGCGUCAGCUUCUACUACGGCCACGGCUAAGGAAGAACGCGAGCGCAAUGAGAGGAAGAAGCGAGAAGCGUUUGAGCAGUGGUUGGCACGAAAAGAACACGAGAAACGAGAAAAAGCACGUCUCGAGAAGAUGAAGCUGCAAGUCGCGGCAUCAACAACGCCCGAACAACGGGAAGAGUCGUUUAAGAAGUGGCUGGAGCAUAAGCGGACGCAAAUGGAGAGACGCAAAGCGGAAGAAAUCAUGCGACAGUACCGCUCCAAAGAGCAACGCGAGCAAGAACGCCAGAAACGACAGAGAGAGAAAGAAGUGAAAUUGGCAGAGUGGAUUAAGAAAAAAGAAGAGGAGAUGAAAUUAAUGAAAACUCGAGCCGAACGCAAAGCUGCACGCGCGGCCAUAGAGGAAGAGCGUCGGCGGGUGGCGGGCGAGCGAGCGUAUCGCGACUGGCUCCGAACCAGCAAGAAUAAACCGCUGCCUGUGCCUUUGAACCAGGGAGAACUCAGUCUGCGUGGUUCAGUUUCUCAAAUGUACAUAAACCCGGUCCCAUGGCAGUCCCCAACAUGAAGAUCAGAACUUAGCUCAACUCUGAAGCUCCCACGACCCACACAGAUUUAACGGCACCGGUUUUGCAUUAGCUAUUGGCUAUAUUGCAUAUCUAUUCUUUCUACCUUAAUAAAAUUAUCGUGGAACCAUAAUAUUAGCAUACACAGCGAACGAAAUUCUGUGGGUAUUGGCAUUUUAUAGAGUUGAAUUUCACCAUUGAUGUGUAGACACAACAACAACAAUCAAAAUAACGACUAUGGCAACAAACUUACGGGGUAGGUAGUUCACCUCUAAACUUUUUAAAUUUAUUAUUUUAGAUUAAAUUUUGAAUUUUUAGAAUAGCUUUUUGUUACGUAUUACCUAGACUGUAACUUUCUCUUAUCAUGUUAUUAUUGAAAAAUAAUAAAUAUAAUUUUUAACUAUGUGGCAUC